UUUAACUAUAUAAACUUGUGGAGAUGGAAAUCCCGCCCUGAUACAGCUCCCGAGGGAGAAAAUAAGGUCAUGAGCUACGGUUCCCAGAAUAAGGCUGUUGUUAAAAACGCCGAUAUGGCGGAGGACAUGCAACAACGUGCAGUUGACUGCGCCCAGGACGCCAUGAACAAGUACAAUGUGGAGAAGGAUAUUGCGGCUCACAUUAAAAAGGAAUUUGACCGGUUGUACAGUCCCACUUGGCACUGUAUUGUAGGUCGAAAUUUUGGAAGUUACGUGACACACGAAACAAAACACUUCAUCUACUUCUACAUGGGCCAAGUGGCCAUUUUACUCUUCAAAUCUGGUUAA
Molecule: messenger RNA, 348 nt
Organism: Hydatigera taeniaeformis
Lineage: Eukaryota; Metazoa; Platyhelminthes; Cestoda; Cyclophyllidea; Taeniidae
Source: the annotation of a GenBank genome assembly